AUGGACGAAAUCAAAGCUCUCAACGACUCCGUCGGCCAAGCAAUCCCAGCCGUCCUCCCAGCAACCAUUAAAACAUUCGUCCCACUCCUGAUGAAGAACAAAGCCGCAGUCCACGCCAUCCCACCCCAAACUGAACCGUACGGCUCUCAUCCCCGGCAAAAACUCGAUCUCUACCACCCAAAAGAAGAUUCUAAAAGCUCUCCAAUUCUGGCUUUCUUCUACGGCGGUGGUCUCAUCCGAGGCGAUAAGAUUAUCCCUGAGGUUCCUGAGGGUCUGGUUUAUGCGAACCUUGGCGCUUUUUUCGCAUCACGUGGAAUUACAACAGUGAUUGCAGACUACCGACGGGUGAACUCGGAGACUGGAGGCGAGGAUGCUGUUUUCCCUUCUGGUGGCGAAGAUGUCUCUCUCGUGCUGAAGUGGCUGGAGACGUACGCUGGGGACGGCAAGAGAGAUGUCUAUAUCUGUGGGAAUUCAGCCGGUGGUGUGCAUAUCUCGACGUUUCUAUUUGAGCCAAGAUUUCUGGAGCAAAGGAGAUCUUAUAUUUCUGGCAAUUCGGCGAUUACGCUGAAAGGAGCUAUUGAGCAGUCUGUGCCUCUGCAUUUUAAAAAUGUAGAUGAGUAUCGAUUUGUGACGUUGAAGUUGUAUUAUGGAUCGAUGGAGGAAGUUAGCCACCGUUGCGCUUAUGGGUUACUUGAAGCAAUUGCUAAGUCUGGAAAGUCGAGAGAAGAGGUAGGUGUGCCGAAGAUGUUGGUCCUAUUGGGAGAUUUUGAUCCCGAGAAUGAGAUCGGACAGCCGACAGAAGAUUUUGUUGCUUUAUGGAAGAAAACAUGGGGAUGUGGGCUUGAUUUCAUGAAGAUGGAGGGCCAUAAUCAUAUUAGUCCCCCCCUGGCUCUUCUGAGUAACGAUAUGAAAGGGGAGAAAUGGGGACAGGAUGUUGUGAAGUGGAUUCAGGGAUCAAGUAGUGGAAAACUCUAG
This is a messenger RNA of Hyaloscypha bicolor E, 975 nucleotides long. RefSeq names its product alpha/beta-hydrolase. The transcript has a single exon. The coding region runs from base 1 to 975 and encodes 324 amino acids. The record is from RefSeq and is a predicted model, not a curated record. NCBI's taxonomy places the organism in Eukaryota, Fungi, Ascomycota, Leotiomycetes, Helotiales, Hyaloscyphaceae.